AGGUAAAGUUGGCGGAGCGAUGGCGGUGUGCGCUCGCCUCUGCGGCGUGGGCCCGGUGAGGGGGUGCCGGCGGCGGGCGGCGCAGCGGAAAGGGACCUCCGGGGACAGCAGUGAGCCGGACACUGACCCGGAAGAAGGCGGCGGCGGUUGCGGCGACGGAGGAGGGGAGGCCUCGGAGGACGAGGCCCGCGAGGAGCGCAUCGAAGGCCCCUCGCCCGCGCCCCCCCGCCGCGCCCCGCUCUCCCUCCUCGAGCUGCCCCCCGAGCUCCUGGUCCAGAUCUUCGGCUCCCUGCCCGGGCCCGACCUGCCCAGCCUGGCCUGCGUCUGCACCGCCUUCCGCCGCCUCCUCCGCACAGACACCAUCUGGCGGCGCCGCUGCAAGGAAGAAUAUGGUGUCUGCGAGAACCUGCGGAAGCUGGAGAUCACAGGAGUGUCGUGUCGAGAUGUCUACGCUAAACGUAUAAACCCACGGGUGAAGUCAGGGCGUUUUAUGAAAAUCCUUCCCGACUACGAGCACAUGGAAUACAGAGAUGUUUACACCUGCCUACUCCACCGGUACCGGCACAUCCUGGGGCUGUGGCAACCGGAUAUUGGACCUUACGGGGGGCUUUUGAAUGUGGUGGUGGAUGGAUUGUUCAUCAUUGGCUGGAUGUACUUGCCCCCCCAUGACCCUCACGUGGACGACCCCAUGAGAUUCAAGCCCCUCUUCCGGAUUCAUUUAAUGGAGAGGAAGUGUGCCACGGUCGAGUGCAUGUAUGGCCACAAGGGACCCCACAGUGGGCAUAUCCAGAUUGUGAAGAGGGAUGAGUUUUCAACCAAAUGCAACCAGACAGAUCAUCACCGUAUGUCGGGAGGAAGGCAAGAGGAAUUCCGGACCUGGCUGCGAGAGGAAUGGGGGCGGACCCUGGAAGACAUCUUCCAUGAACACAUGCAGGAGCUCAUCUUGAUGAAGUUCAUCUACACAAGUCAAUACGACAACUGCUUGACGUACAGGCGGAUCUACCUCCCUCCACGAAGUCCUGACGAUCUCAUUGAGCCCGGCCUUUUCAAGGGAACGUAUGGGAGCCACGGUCUCGAAAUAGUCAUGCUCAGCUUCCACGGGAAAAAAGCCAAAGGAACAAAAAUCACUGGUGACCCCAACAUCCCAGCAGGACAGCAGACGGUAGAGAUCGACCUGGCACAUCCCAUCCGGCUCCCGGAUAUUGAAAGCCUGAGUAACUUCAGCGAACUCUCCCGGAUUGUCCUGGAAGUGCAAGAGCGGGUGCGGCGAGAGCAGCAGCAACAGCAGCAGGAAGAGGAAGGCCUCCUCCAGGGAGAGAAGGGUCAGGAGGAGGAGGCGCUUCAGCCGGGGGCGGCUGUGCCGGAAGGGGAUGGAGCAGAGGCCCCAGCCGAGGAGGAAGAGGGGGCAGCUGCCCAAGCGCCUUCACCUUGCCCUUUUGUCCUGCCCGGUGGCAUUGCCUCCAGGAACGAAGAUUAUCCUCGGACCUGCAGAGCAUGCUUCUACGGCACGGGCCUCAUCGCCGGCCACGGCUUCACCAGCCCUGAGCGGACGCCGGGCGUCUUCGUCCUGUUCGACAACGACCGGUUCGGCUUCAUCUGGCUGGAGCUGCAGUCCUUCAGCCUCUACAGCCGGAUCAAGGUCUCCUUCCAGAACGCGGAGGCUCCCUCCCAAGAUGCCUUUGACGAAAUGCUGAAGAACAUUCAGUUGCUGACCUCCUGAUGCCGGCUGCCUGGGAGCUGAGGGGUGGGGGGAGCAGCGAUCCGCGUUUUCGCCUUUCCCAUAUUGCGAUGAGCCUCGGAGCGAGAGACAGCCGCAUGCACUUCUCCAUAUGGCCUUCUUCUUCUCCCCAAAACGUGCUCACACACGCUCCUUAGCACACUAACCGUACUUCCCCAGUAUAUGUAUAGUUUGUAAUAUAGCUCUGUAUAUUUGAAGGGCUGCCGAAUGAGGCAGCAGCUUCGCAUGCUUGUGUUGGAUUUUGGGUUUGUUUGUUUUGUUUUUUUGGGAUUUUUUUGCAGACAUCCCCGUCCCCCACCCCUCAAUUUAAAUUAAGACAAAUGAGUCCAUAUCCUGGCAUUCAGUGUAGAUAAUCCAAGUGGGAUUUGUGUGCGUCUGUAUAUUAAACGAAUUAUGGCUUUGGGAUGUUCUUCAUUCUGUCGCUUUGGGCUUCUCUUCUGAGCACGUCCUUCCGGCUUCAGAAUUGUGAUUGCUUUGUAAAAUAGUGACCUGCAAUUAACUAAUGAUGGGUUUUGGAAGUGGCUCUGUCCCUCUUUGGGCCUGGGACGUUUCUUCUUCAAAUGUAAAUACAAAAUAAAAGGCUGGAAUGGAUUUGGGGGUUGCCAGGCCCUGAAUGUCGCAAGGAUAAAAACAAUGGAGAAAGUA
Anolis sagrei ordinatus is the source of this 2383-nucleotide messenger RNA. RefSeq names its product F-box protein 31 (gene FBXO31). Gene Ontology annotation, biological process: SCF-dependent proteasomal ubiquitin-dependent protein catabolic process. NCBI's taxonomy places the organism in Eukaryota, Metazoa, Chordata, Lepidosauria, Squamata, Anolidae. Gene Ontology annotation, cellular component: SCF ubiquitin ligase complex. Gene Ontology annotation, molecular function: protein binding. The record is from RefSeq and is a predicted model, not a curated record.